Cryptomeria japonica (Japanese cedar) is the source of this 1642-nucleotide messenger RNA. RefSeq names its product NF-X1-type zinc finger protein NFXL1-like. The transcript has 2 exons. Gene Ontology annotation, cellular component: nucleus. NCBI's taxonomy places the organism in Eukaryota, Viridiplantae, Streptophyta, Pinopsida, Cupressales, Cupressaceae. Bases 198 to 1067 code for a protein of 289 amino acids. The record is from RefSeq and is a predicted model, not a curated record. Gene Ontology annotation, molecular function: RNA polymerase II transcription regulatory region sequence-specific DNA binding; DNA-binding transcription factor activity, RNA polymerase II-specific; zinc ion binding. Gene Ontology annotation, biological process: regulation of DNA-templated transcription.
CCUGUCAUAAGCCUCUGCUCCAUUUUCCCACCCGGAAAUCCAUUCGAAUUGUAUUGAUUAGGUGUUCAGCUUUUGAACGGAGUGGAUUUGUCGCACUGAACAACCGACUCACGUCAUUUUUCUCCAAAUUCUGAAUAAGAGUUGUGUGUAAAUCAAACACAAACAUUCCGCUAGUACUGGGUGUGGGUUUAAUCGAUAUGGAAAUGGGUGCUAGCACAGAGGAUGUAGAAAUAACUAAUAAUAGUGGUAGGCAAAACUCGUAUGGAAACAAUGGGCGCAAGGCAUGGAUUCCUAGGGGUAGAGGAAACCAUAUUCAAAACCCUAACCCUAACUUGAAUGGGCGCAGGGUUUGGACUCCUAGAGGUAGAGGUAGAGCAUGCAAGUGUGGACAUAAUUCAUCAGCUCAGGAUUUAAUGCUCCCCAUGAAUGACAGAAAUCAUCCUUCACAAUCUGUACACCAUAAGAGAUCAGAAAUGGAGGAUCUUGGACUUAUGAACAGGAGUAGUAGCCAGGAUUGGAGGUAUCACGUUCCAUCGUCAGAGGUUAAUGCUUGGCCACUUUUGAAGCAGGAAAGUGAGGAGGUUAUUCAUUUGGAGAGAUCAAACGCGCCAAAUCUUGUGCAGGAGAUUGAACGGAAGCUUCAAAAAAGCAAGGUGGAAUGCAUGAUUUGCUAUGAGAUGGUAGGAAAAUCAGCAACAAUAUGGUCUUGUAAUAGCUGCUAUGCACUCUUUCACCUACAUUGCAUAAGGAAGUGGGCACGAGCUCCAACUCCCAGAGAUUUGUCUGCUGGGCAAAGUCAGAGAUCGAAUUGGAGAUGCCCAGGUUGUCAAUCAGUGCAGUAUUCAAGACCAGAGGAUCUUCAGUAUUAUUGUUUCUGCGGAAAAAUGCAAAACCCAUACAAUGAUUUCUAUCCUUCUCCACACUCAUGUGGAGAGCCAUGUGGAAAAUCACUUGAUAAAGGGAAGGAAAUGUCUCGUUGCCCUCAUACUUGCACACUCCUAUGUCAUCCAGGCCCUUGUCCUCCUUGCACAGCAAUGGCUGCACCUCAGCCAUGCCCAUGUGGUUAAAAAACAAUUACAAGAAGAUGUUCCGAUCAGAAAUCAGCUGAAUCAUGUGGACAAGUGUGCGAGCAGCUUCUUACCUGUGGUCGACAUUUUUGUGAUAAAAUAUGCCAUGAGGGUCCUUGUAGUUCAUGCACUAUUUUAAUAAAUGCCUCAUGCUUUUGUGGGAAAAAAGAGAACAUGAUGCUUUGCCCUCUGUCACAUCGAGGUUGGUCUGAUAUUCAAACAGGUGACUAUGAUCCACAUUUAUGUCUUAUGCCAUGUGGGAAAAAGAUGAGAUGUGGUCAACAUUACUGCCAGGAACUUUGCCAUAGUGGCUACUGCCCCCCAUGUUUUGAAACUAAUUUUACUGAUCUCUCUUCUGCAUGUGGGAAGACAUCAAUUCCUCCUCCAGUGCCCUCCUUGCAUAGCAAGUGCUGCAAAAAAAUGUGUAGGAAGUCAUGUAAUCGUUAGAAAUGUUCUGUGUCGUUCACGAGAAAUAAGAUGCAAUAAGCUUUGUGGGAAAACAAGGCAAUGCGGAAUGCAUGCUUGUACUAGGACAUGCCAUCAACCACUACCAAAUGUUGCCAUGUCACACAUCU